Molecule: messenger RNA, 2550 nt
Organism: Lottia gigantea (owl limpet)
Lineage: Eukaryota; Metazoa; Mollusca; Gastropoda; Lottiidae
Exons: 13
Coding region: 452-1783 (443 amino acids)
Biological process (GO): cysteinyl-tRNA aminoacylation
Cellular component (GO): cytoplasm
Molecular function (GO): cysteine-tRNA ligase activity; ATP binding
Source: RefSeq, a predicted model, not a curated record
GAACUCUUCUCUCAUAAGCUUCUUGAAGCCAAAAAAUUUCAACUUUUAUAUCUUUCUAAAUAAUCACCUUUGAAAUGCUUUGUCAAUUUUGUAGAAAAGGGCACUGCAUUCCAUUCAAGACAAUUUCUGCACUUUUUCAUGCCCAGAGGUCCAGUUGUCAGAUUUAUCAAUUUAAAGACUUAAGUUCAAAGAAAGAUGCUUCAAUAAAUCUGAAAGCUAAACAGAGUGAAUGGGUAGAACCCAAUGGGUUUGAUAGUGGUGUUAAGGUUUGGAACAGCCUCACCAAAAAAGUCUCCCCUUUAAUCUUGAAAAAUGAAAAUCAACUCUCAUGGUACAUGUGUGGGCCCACAGUGUAUGAUAGUGCACAUAUUGGACAUGCCAGUUCUUAUAUGAGAUUCGAUAUAAUCAGAAGAAUAUUAGAGAAUUAUUUGAUAUUGAUGUUCAGCUUGUCAUGGGAUUAACAGAUAUUGAUGAUAAGAUAAUUAAUAAAGCUAAUAAAGAUGAAAAACCCUUUACAGAAAUAGCCAAGAAAUAUGAAGUGGAGUUUUUACAGGAUAUGAACAAAUUGAAUAUUUUAUCACCAAGCUAUAUUACCAGAGUCUCUGAUCACAUCCCACAAAUAAUUCAGUAUAUCCAAACUAUACAACAAAAAGAUCUGACAUAUCCUACAGAUGAUGGAAGUGUAUAUUUUGAUGUGAUAAAGUAUGGACGCUACGGUUAUUUUCGGCCAUAUGUUAAAGAUGAAGACUAUAAAGGUUUUAAAAAGCAUUCAAGUGAUUUUGCUUUAUGGAAAGGUGCUAAAUUGGAUGAACCAUUUUGGGAAAGUCCAUGGGGUAAAGGCAGGCCUGGUUGGCAUAUUGAAUGUUCUGCCAUGGCAAGUGGUAUUUUUGGUUCAAAUUUUGAUGUUCAUUCAGGAGGAGUAGAUCUAAAAUUUCCCCAUCAUGAAAAUGAAAUUGCACAAUCACAGGCGCAUUAUAAUUGUCAUCAAUGGGUCAAUUAUUGGAUUCACACAGGAUAUCUACAUUUAAAAGGAGAUGAAAACAAAAUGUCUAAAUCUUUGAAGAAUGUUGUUGGUAUUUCUGACUUACUAGAGAAUUAUACAGCAGAUCAGUUCAGAAUGAUGUGUUUACUGACCGCAUACAGACAUUAUUUAGAAUAUAGUGAAGAUGUCAUGACUAAAACUUCCACUAAUUUGAACCAGAUAUUGAAUUGUUUAAAUCUAUGUGAUAUUUAUGUCAAAGGUCAACUUCAUUGUAAGAGCAUUGAUGAGGUCCAGUUACAAAAAAGAAUAAAUGAUUGCAGAGUGUCUUUUAAAAAGCAUUUAGCCAAUGAUUUUGAUACUACUAAAGCUUUUGAUGAUAUGUUUGAGUUAGUGAAGUUCUUGAAUUCUUCCCUGUCUAAAAUAGAACAGGAAGAUGAUCAUAUAAGAUGUCCAGCAACAGUGGCAGCUGCUAGUUUAUUUAUUAAAUCAACUUUAACAAAGUUGGGUUUUGAUCUAGCAAAUCAAAUGUCAUCCAGUAAAGGUGGUGAUAUGUUAUUAUUAAAUAAAGCUAUGGACAAUUUGGUUGAUCUACGACUUACUGUAAGAAAGUUUUGUCUGGACCCUCCUGCACAAAUAUUCACAGAGCCUCUAGAAAAUAAGAAAUUAGAAAAGAAGAGAAGAAAAGAAGUAUUUUCACCAUUAUUAAAGAAAUGUGACACGGCUAGAGAAGAUUUAAAAUCUGUUAAUAUUUCUAUCAAGGAUUUAGGAAAUGAUUCUUCCUGGUUGAUAGAGAAAAAAUAAAAUGGACACAUAUAUAAUGUUUGGUGGAACCAUCAUUUAAUUUAAACAAUCUGUGCUAUUCACGUCUCCCUUGCUCAUAAAAUUAAACCAAUGGCUCUUCAUAUCUUAUGCCUUAUUGGGAGAGAAAACUGUCUUUUCAUAUUAAACCCAAAACUCUAAUAAUGAUCAUUCUAUAGUACUCUCAAUGACCACAUACAAAGCAUUUUGUGUAAUUUAUGUUUGGCUGAAAAGAAACAAAAUAUAUUCAAUGUGUAAGAUUUUUUUUAUUUGAAUAACACUGGUAUUUACUCUGUAUAUUUAUUUUUUUUUAACAAUAAAAAAUGAAUCAUAGAAUGUUGAGACAAUGUUACAAAUAGAGGCACAAAGUAGAAUUCUACAAACUAUCUGAUAACAAUAAACAGGUUUUUCUUAAACAGUAGUUAAUUGUAUGUUAUUUCAAAAAAUCUUAGAAGCCAGUUUAUCAAUAAUUUUAGUUCUCAAGAAUUCUGUUUGGUCGAUCACUAACUUUAAAUUCAGUUAUAGCAACCAAUCAAAUAUACUAUAUUUCUGGCACCACAAAACUUAUAUUUAGAUUUUGUAAACACUGACAAUUGACAAGAUGAGUCAAUUUCAAUUAUAUCAUGAUACACUUCCUCCACAAAUAAACUGAUAUUUCAAUUGAGAAUUUAACUUUUUGGACGAGAAGAGCAUCAUAUAGAGUUUACUCUUUUUUGACAGUUGAUCUUUAAUUAAAACCACUCAACACACCAAUAACUCUAUAUGUGGUU